AUGCGUAAAGUAGACGAAUCACAAGAGACGGUUAAGCGCUGUUACCUACCGCAUCACCCGGUGGUCAAGGAGGCUAGCACCACCACCAAGGUUCGCGUUGUCUUCGACGCGUCCUGUAAGACGUCUACAGGUAUUUCGCUCAACGAUACGCUACAUGUUGGACCUGUAAUACAGCAGGAUCUACGGUCAAUCAUAUUGCGCUGUCGGAUAAAGCAAAUCAUGCUGGUGUCUGACAUCGAAAAAAUGUUCCGUCAGAUCAACAUGCGACCAGAAGACAGACCACUGACAUGUAUUCUCUGGCGGCCUCGUCCAACCGAUGAGGUCACGACGUACAAGCUUGGCACAGUUACGUACGGAACCAAAUCAGCACCGUUCCUGGCAACGAGGACGCUGCAUCAGCUUGCGACGGAAGAAGAAGAUCGAUUCCCGCUGGCAGCGAAGACAAUCCGCGAAGACACGUAUAUGGAUUCACCGAUUUACCGAUUUUUAUACAUCAUCUGA
Molecule: messenger RNA, 501 nt
Organism: Ochlerotatus camptorhynchus
Lineage: Eukaryota; Metazoa; Arthropoda; Insecta; Diptera; Culicidae
Exons: 1
Coding region: 1-501 (166 amino acids)
Source: RefSeq, a predicted model, not a curated record